CUACAUAAAUGCCACCUUCAUUUAAAACUGGUGGUAUGGAAGGCGACUAAGAAAAUCACAAACCAUCAACAAUGGCUUCUAAGCAGCAACUGCAAGGGCUUGCAACAGAAGACAUCCAUGGCCUCCCUCCACUAAGCCCAGCAUCACAGUCCUUCAACAGCUCUAUCCUAUCCUUAACCUCUAUCUUGGUCUUAGAGCUUGAUAUCCCCUUCACCAAGUCUGAAAUGCUUGAUCAAAUCCAAGAAAUCAUGAUACCCAUCAACUCUCGUUUAUCCUCCAUUAUUGUUGCAGACAAGAAAGGGGUGCAACGAUGGAAGCACGUCGAUCCUACGAUCGAAAACCACGUCGUGAUCCCAACAUUCCCUGCGGGGCUAAGUGACUACGACAAGCCUUUCAGCAAGUAUCUGUCGGAGGUAGCCAUGGAAAAGCUUCCAGAAGGUAGGCCUCCAUGGGAAAUACAUAUUUUCAUGUACCCAACAAGUAAUGGUGCACAGACACUGAUCUUUAAGAUGAGCCAUGCACUUGGAGAUGGUUAUUCUAUCAUGAGUGCAAUGUUCUCAUGGUGUAAACGGGUGGAUGAUCCGUCUCUUCCCAUUAUCUUCCCUUCUUUAUCUGAGAAAUCGCCCGCCGGAGGAAGAUGUAGAUGGUACAGUGUGUCAAGGCUGUUAUCAAAAUGCCUUAACACUGUUUCUGAUUCUGUGGUUGGGUUGUUGCAAGGAACAAUCUUGGAAGAUAGUAAGACGGCCAUUAGGUCAGGGACACCGUGUGUGGAGCUCCAACCGGUUGAGUUCUCAUCCAUCACCUUCCCCCUCGAUCAUAUACGACGAAUUAAGUCCAAGGUUGGAGCAACAGUGAAUGAUGUGAUCAUUGGUUUAAUAUCCUACGCAAUCACACUAUACACAAAGAGGAUGACACAACAAAAUCCUUGUGGUGCACGUGUGACUGCAUUGGUCAUUUUGAACAUGAGAAUGCUGAGAGGAUAUAAGAGUAUUGAAGAUAUGUUGAAGGCUAAUGAUGUAUGGGGAAACCACUGUAGCUUCUUAAAUAUAUCAGUUCCAUCUUUCACUCAUUCAGAAAAUAUUUGUCCCCUCAAGUAUAUAGAACAAGCAAAGAAACAGAUUAGAAGGAAGAAAAACUCAGCAGCUAUUUAUGUCUCUGGUAAAAUAUUGAAUAUGUUAAAGUGUGUCUUGGGCCGUGAGGCUGGAACCAAGUUCAUCUAUUCUACUCUUAAGAACACCAGCAUUGGGCUUUCUAAUUUGAUUGGUCCAACACAGAAGAUCUCACUUUCAGACCAUCCCAUUAAUGGCAUGUACUUCAGUGUGGUUGGUGCUCCACAGAGUGUAUUUUUCACCAUUGUGAGUUACAUGGGCGAUGUAAGGCUAGUGAUGAGAACAGAAAAGGGAUUUAUUGACGCGGAUAUGCUCAUUUCUUGCAUGAAGGAUGCCUAUGAAAAUAUUGUUGAAGCAGUCUGUGGAAAAGAAACUAUUGGAUAAUCAUCAAUGGCUCAAAUCUUCUGGGUCUAAUCUGAGUGCAACAUGGAUUUACGAGAGUGAGAGAGUGCAUGUUAAAUGUUCUCAUUCAUCGGAUGUCCGUAGCUAGUGUCUCUCUAAUAGCUAUUUGAUGAGCAAUUCAUGUAUGGAUUAAUCAUCUUACAAGGUUAUUAGUAUAUUAAGAAUGUAAUGCGGUUAGAAUUCAGAAGUAGAGUGAAGGAGAGUCAAUUCUACCAAAAAAAAAAAAAGUGAAGGAGAGUUGACAGAAGCAGCUCAAAUAUCAACUAAAAAUUGUUUUGUGGUAGAAAAAUAUCAAUUAGUGUUAGCCAUAUGCAAUUUAUACUUUGUUGAAA
Molecule: messenger RNA, 1843 nt
Organism: Macadamia integrifolia
Lineage: Eukaryota; Viridiplantae; Streptophyta; Magnoliopsida; Proteales; Proteaceae
Product: wax ester synthase/diacylglycerol acyltransferase 4-like
Exons: 4
Coding region: 72-1493 (473 amino acids)
Biological process (GO): triglyceride biosynthetic process
Cellular component (GO): plasma membrane
Molecular function (GO): long-chain-alcohol O-fatty-acyltransferase activity; diacylglycerol O-acyltransferase activity
Source: RefSeq, a predicted model, not a curated record